Molecule: messenger RNA, 1607 nt
Organism: Dioscorea cayenensis subsp. rotundata (Guinea yam)
Lineage: Eukaryota; Viridiplantae; Streptophyta; Magnoliopsida; Dioscoreales; Dioscoreaceae
Product: eEF1A lysine and N-terminal methyltransferase-like
Exons: 2
Coding region: 86-1231 (381 amino acids)
Source: RefSeq, a predicted model, not a curated record
CCAAGGUCCCUACUCUGAUGUCCUUCGAAUCGCUGUCCUCGAUUCGCCUCUCCUGCCCUCGCUCCCGCCGCCCAAAGUCGCCGCUAUGCUGGUCCCCAUUGGCCGUGAGUCAGAUUGGAUCUUCUGCACUGCCGCCGGCCACCUCCAGCUCCUCCUCACCUCCUCCUCCCAGGACCUGUUUCUAUCUCGUUUAAUUUUCAUUGGAAAAUUUCCAAAUUUUAGUUGUCCUCCAAUGUCCUACACUCGACCUCAAUCAGAACCUGACCUCUGCUCGCUCCAACAUUUCCAAGAGGCGCUGUUUCCUCUCCUCCUCGCUCUCUGCCCCAAGGCCGCAUUCAAGAAUGGGGUCCCUGAGAUCCCUUUUCUUUCCUACGAGGACAACGUGGUCCGGAGCGUUCUGGUUGACAGAAUCGAAGGUCCUGUAUCUGGAGAGAUGCUUGUGGAGGAUGUGGAGAUUGAUGUGUCUCCGGUGCCAGAGCUUCGGAGACGAUUGCGGUUCAAAAUGAUGCCAAAUUUGGUGCAAACUCAGCCCUAUCUGGCGCCUAUGGUGGCCGGUCUCUCACUGGUAGCUCCUUUCCUAGAAGAGAAAAUCAAGUUAGGUUUGAGGCCACGGGCUCUUUGCCUUGGUGUUGGUGGAGGGACAUUGCCUAUGUUUUUGCAAUCAAAAUUAGACUUUGACAUACUGGGAGUUGAGGCUGAUCCGGUAGUUCUCAACAUUGCAAGGCAGCAUUUUGGUCUUGUUGAAGGUGAGUUCCUUCAUGUUCACAUCGGUGAUGCAAUUGGCUUUAUAAAGAAUGUUGCCCAGCAAGAAGAUACUCUAAGACGAGGCUUGGAAAGGAUGUCAGAUCUAGUGGAAGGGUCUAGGAUUGAUUUUGAUGUUAUCAUGGUGGAUUUAGAUGCUGGUGAUGCUGUGAAUGGUGCGAGCGCGCCACCUUCAGAGUUCGUCCAGAGGAGUGUUCUUUUAGCUGCAAAGAUGGUUCUUCAUGACCGUGGAAUUAUAGUCAUUAAUGUAAUUCCUCAAAGCAAGGCGUUUUACAGUGAGUUGAUUCAUGAUUUUCAUGAAGUUUUUGCUGAAUUAUAUGAGAUUGAGGUGGGAAAUGGUGAGAAUUAUGUUCUUGUUGCCACUGUCACAAAUGUUCAAUUGAGUCGGAGUGGGAGUUGUGGCUCUUGGCUUCAAAAGCUGAAGCUUGUCAUAGGCGAAAAACAUAUGAAUUCUAUCAAUAAAAUAUGAUUUGCCGCAAGCAAUAUAUUGCCCAAUGUUCCUCAUGUCUUGUCUCUUUAUCCUCAUGAGUUUGUGAAACCAACAGAGAAUUCAGCAUAGGGCAACCAGUGUGAUUGAUGCAUGCUUACUGCAUGUUCAUCAAGGGAGCUCAGCAGCUGGUACAGGUUAGAAUUCUUUUCCCCUACAAUAACCACAAACAAAUCUGAGAAGGUAUUGUGGGAAGGCCUGAGAGAUCUAAUCUGCAUGAUGUGCAUUGGAGUUACAAACAUGACAUCUAAUGACUUUGUUAGUUAGUUGUAAAAGCGGAAGAAACCCUGGGAAGUUAUUGGUGCAAUGCAAUUGCUUGGAGAUCUAGACUGCCGAAUAAAAUAUCAGAACUAGCUGA